UGUGAAUGAGGGUGCCGGGAGGGCCGAGCCRCCCGCUGCCGCGCAGGUACGACGCCGGCAGGGACGGCUUCAUCGACCUCAUGGAGCUGAAGCUGAUGAUGGAGAAGCUGGGAGCACCACAAACUCACCUUGGGCUGAAGAACAUGAUCAAGGAGGUGGACGAGGACCUGGACAGCAAGCUCAGCUUUCGGGAGUUCCUGCUGAUCUUCCGCAAGGCGGCGGCGGGCGAGCUGCAGGAGGACAGCGGGCUGCACGCCCUCGCGCGCCUCUCUGAGAUCGACGUCUCCACCGAGGGCGUCAAAGGCGCCAAGAGCUUCUUCGAGGCCAAGGCCCAAGCCAUCAACGAAGCGAGCCGCUUCGAGGAGGAGAUCAAGGCCGAGCAGGAGGAGAAGAAGAAGCAGGCGGAGGAGCUCAAGCAGAGGAAAGCGGCCUUCAAGGAGCUGCAGUCCACCUUCAAGCAGUGACGGCCASCGCCGUGCCCGUCCUGGCGAGCCCACUGCGAUGCACCGGAGAUGCUGCGCGCUGCCGCGUGCUGCCACGCGCUGCCGCUUGAGCCGGCCAACGCCGCGGUGCCCCUGCAACGCCUCCUCCUGUAGAUGUUCUUCGUGGAAAUGUGUGUCCGCAGCCUCGCCGUGCCCUGUGGCAGAGCUUGCACCCACCGCUGCCUUGUGCUCCAGGUCCCCGAUGAGCCGCCAAAUGGCUCYGGCGGGGCCCGGGGCUGGAGGAGGGCGGGAGGGAGCCCUGGGCUGCCKUUUUGUUUUGCAUGUGCUGUGAUUUUCCCUUGUCUUGUCCCCCGUGGCAGCGCACGAGUGGCCUGGCGCCCUGCCGGAGCGCGCCGGGCCCUGGGCUUGCGGCUCGCCAGGCCACG
This is a messenger RNA of Nothoprocta perdicaria, 868 nucleotides long. RefSeq names its product EF-hand domain family member D2 (gene EFHD2). The record is from RefSeq and is a predicted model, not a curated record. Gene Ontology annotation, molecular function: calcium ion binding. The transcript is spliced from 3 exons. Lineage: Eukaryota; Metazoa; Chordata; Aves; Tinamiformes; Tinamidae. Bases 6 to 464 code for a protein of 152 amino acids.